GGCAGCGGCCGUACCCAACGCCAGAAGAAGCAAAUCCUUUCUCGAGGAAACACAACGCGCAGCGCACGCUCUGCUCUGCUCCGCUCCCCAAAUGGAGCGGCAGGAAGCAGCGGCGGCGGAGGAGGCCAUCGCGCUGUACGACGCCUACUGGUUCCACCGCCUCGUGCUCCACUCCUACUCCCCUCCCGCUCCCCUGCCACCGCCUGAGCGCGACCAGCCGGAGCCGGAGCAGGCAGCGGCGGGUGAGAGCGAGAGUGGUCAGGAGCCGCUGCUGGAGCGGGCGCCGUCCGGGCUGCGGCACCGGCGGACGCGGAGCGACGAGGCGAAGGCUGCUGCCGCGUUCGAUGGCCAUGGCCUGGAGCCGCUCAAGAUCCCCAACGGCCACCGCGCGAGGCUCGAGACCAUCCUGUCGGGCAAGGACGGGCUGGCCGCCGUGCCGCAGCCACUGCCUGAGCGGCGGAGGCCGGAGGUGCGGAGGAGGCGGAGGGGGCGGCGCGGGCGGAGCCUGUCGGAGCUGGAGUUCGAGGAAGUCAAGGGCCUGCAGGACCUCGGUUUCACCUUCUCUGACGCCGAUGUCGACGCCGAGCUCGCGUCCAUCGUGCCUGGACUCCGCCGGAUCCGGGCCGAGGAAGACGCCAGGAAAGCCAAGGCGGAGGAGGAGGAAGCAUGGAGCAGGAACCGGGCAGCGGCGCCGAGGAGGCCGUACUUGUCCGAGGCGUGGGAGGACGAGGAGGCGGAGGUGAGGAGGAUGCUCAACAACUUCAGGAUCCCGGCGGCCCAGGAAGGAGCCGAUCUCAAGGAGCACCUCCGCCUCUGGGCACACAGCGUCGCCUCCGCCGUCCGCUGAUUGUUUUUACCAAGAACGCCAUUUUUGUUUUUGGUUUUUCGCCGUCCGGUGGCAAGAUCAACUGUAAAUACUUUUGCCAUGUGCGCAUGUACAUCUCUUCAAGUAAUUUUACUAGUCCUUGUUACUUCAAUUAGAAGAAGAACUCUCUUGACUCUGCUUUGAGAACAUGGAACUGAACGGUAUAGCCACAAAAAGUAUGUGUAAAAGAAGGCGAGGGUUUCUUUUUAUCUGAGUGACAGACUUAUCUGAUCA
Brachypodium distachyon (stiff brome) is the source of this 1099-nucleotide messenger RNA. RefSeq lists its product as uncharacterized. NCBI's taxonomy places the organism in Eukaryota, Viridiplantae, Streptophyta, Magnoliopsida, Poales, Poaceae. The coding region runs from base 92 to 847 and encodes 251 amino acids. The record is from RefSeq and is a predicted model, not a curated record. The transcript has a single exon.